UGCCCUCUGCCCCCACCACAUAUUGACUGAGUUUCCAACUCAGUUUUCACUCUGUUUACUGUCCAAAGUCCCAGGGGCAGGAGAUGCCAAGUUAGAAGCGCUUGGACGCUCAGGCACACGGGUUCAGGGCCCUCGCCUGAACUGGUGCUCACCCCUUCCCUCCUCUCCUCCAGCACCACCUGGCCCCCAGUUCUCCUGGUUCAAGCCCUCCUGCAUCCUGGGGCCUGGGUGGCCUUCUAGACCUUGAACAGAUCCAACCCAAGCCAUCGCCUAGACCCACUCUGAGCCUACAUCCAUCAGCCUCCACCUCAAUUAGCAUCUUAGCACGAGCAUCAACCCCAGCUCAGUCCCAGCCCUAAAGCAGCCCUGAGCCCAGGCAGGGUCCAGCCACACACAGGACCCAGCAUGGCCAGGGACUUCCAGGACAUCCAGCAGCUGGACUCCGAGGAGAAUGACCACCAGCUCGGCAGAGGCGAGGGCCCAGGCACUUGUGGGCACAGCCCCAGGAGAGAACCAUUCUGGAAAGGGAUGCCUCCUCCCCAGCCUCUUGUGCUGCAGCGUCUCUGCUCCAAGUUCCGCCUCAGUCUGCUUGUCCUGGUCUUCAACGUCCUGCUGCUGGUGGCCAUCUGUGUGACAGGGUCCCAAAGAGCACAGCUGCAAGGGGAGCUGCAGACCCUACAGGAAGCUUUCAGCAACUUCUCGUCGGGCACCCUGAUGGACAUCCUGAAUCUCAGCUCCCACGGAGGCUUCGCCGGUGACAAGGUGAGACUUCUGGAAGCCAAGCUGGGAAAACAGCAGCAAGACCUGAAAGCAGAUCAUGCCACUUUGCGGCUCCAUCUGAAGCACUUCCCCAUGGAUCUGCGCACACUGACUUGUCAGAUGGCACACUUCCAGAGCAAUGGCACAGAAUGCUGCCCAGUGAACUGGGUGGACCAUGAGGGCAGCUGCUACUGGUUCUCUCGCUCGGGGAAGCCCUGGCUCGAGGCCGAGAAGUACUGCCAGCUGGAGAAUGCCCAUCUGGUGGUCAUCAACUCCAGAGAGGAACAGAAGUUCAUUGUACAACACACAAACCCCUUUAGAGUCUGGAUAGGUCUCACCGACAGCGAUGGCUCCUGGAAAUGGGUGGACGGCACAGACUACAAGCACAGCUACAAGAACUGGGAUCCCGCUCAGCCUGAUGACUGGCGGGGGCACGAACUGGGGGCCAGCGAGGACUGUGCAGAGAUCAGAUGGGAUGGGCGCUGGAAUGACGAUUUCUGCCAGCAAGUGAAACGCUGGGUGUGUGAGACAAAGCGGAACAUCACCAUGUAGCCGCCCACCUCCCCCAGCCUCCAGCAGACCUCUGAUCCGCAAACCCUCCUGCCUGGGCAUUUUGAAGAAAGGAAGGAGAGGAGAGUCUUCAGAAGCAUGGGGAAAGCUUGAAGAGGGAUAGAAGCGAGGGGCUGAAGAAGCUCUGACCCUGGGGAGACAGCUCCUGCCUUCUUCUGAAAUUCACUGUAAUUAUUAUUAUUAUAAUUUUCAGCUUCCUCAGUGGA
Messenger RNA from Bubalus bubalis (water buffalo), 1535 nucleotides. RefSeq names its product asialoglycoprotein receptor 2. The transcript is spliced from 9 exons. The coding region runs from base 406 to 1311 and encodes 301 amino acids. Lineage: Eukaryota; Metazoa; Chordata; Mammalia; Artiodactyla; Bovidae. Gene Ontology annotation, biological process: biological process involved in interspecies interaction between organisms. The record is from RefSeq and is a predicted model, not a curated record. Gene Ontology annotation, molecular function: fucose binding; D-mannose binding. Gene Ontology annotation, cellular component: external side of plasma membrane.